Messenger RNA from Maudiozyma saulgeensis, 5481 nucleotides. NCBI's taxonomy places the organism in Eukaryota, Fungi, Ascomycota, Saccharomycetes, Saccharomycetales, Saccharomycetaceae. The record is from the annotation of a GenBank genome assembly.
AUGAGUCCAAAUACUUUAGGUUGGACAGUUUCAAAUUGGCUAGAAUUCCAUAAGUCAUCGACUCCCUCAAAUUCUUAUUCAACUUUAUUAUCUUUAGUUAAAUCUCAAAAAGUUGCACCAGAAAAUACAGCUUGGAUUUCAAUCACCUCAGUAGAAAACUUAAGAAAACAAUGGAUGGUAUUACAAACAAGAGAAAAUCAUGAAUCUUUACCUUUAUUUGGUGUACCUGUAGCAAUCAAGGAUAAUAUUGAUGCGCGUGGAUUUGCUACAACUGCUGCUUGUCCAUCUUACAGUUAUAAUCCAAAGAAAGAUGCCACUGUAGUUGGUCUUCUAAGAGAUGCAGGUGCUAUUAUUAUUGGUAAAACUAAUUUAGAUCAAUUUGCCACAGGUUUAGUGGGAACUAGGUCCCCAUAUGGUAAAGUAACAUGUGCAUUCAGUGACGAAUAUGUAUCUGGGGGUUCUUCUGCUGGUUCUGCCAAAGUUGUUGCAACUGGUAUUGUCCCAAUUGCUCUUGGUACCGAUACUGCUGGUUCAGGGCGUGUUCCUGCUGCUUUAAACAAUUUGAUUGGUUUGAAACCAAGUAAAGGUGUCUUUUCCUGUAAUGGGGUGGUGCCAGCCUGUAAAUCUUUAGAUUGUGUGUCCAUUUUCUCUUUGAAUUUAUCAGAUGCUGAACUUUGCUUCAAGAUUUUAUGUAAACCAGAUCAAGAGAAUGACGAGUAUUCGAGACCAUUCCCAUCGAAUCCAUUAAGAAAAUUUGGCAAGAAUGUUGUUAUUGCUAUUCCAAAAAAUGUUCCAUGGUAUGGAGAAAUGGAAAAUCCAAAACUUUAUAAGAAUGCAAUUGAAACUUUGCAAAAGAUAGGUGCUACAAUUAAAAUUAUGGACUUAGAACCAUUACUUGACUUGGCCCGUUGUUUAUAUGAAGGACCAUGGGUUGCUGAACGUUAUGAGGCUGUCGGUCAAUUUUUAGAAUCCAAUCCACCAGUAGAAACACUAGAUCCAACAGUAACUUCGAUUAUUAAAGGUGGUAAAACUUUCAAAGCUACAGAUUUUUUCAAAUACGAAUACAAACGUAACAAGAUCUUACAAUCUAUUCAAGUUUUAUUGGAAGGAAUUGAUGUUGUAUGUGUUCCAACUUGUCCACUGAAUCCAACUUUGAGAGAAAUCGAGAAGGAACCAGUUUUAAUCAACUCUAGACAAGGUACUUGGACAAAUUUUGUUAAUUUGGCUGAUUUGGCUGCAUUGGCAGUGCCAGCAGGUUUCAGAUCAGAUGGCUUACCAAAUGGUAUUACAUUAUUAGGUAAGAAAUUUAGUGAUUAUGCACUGUUAAAUUUAGCAGAAAGAUAUCUAGAACAAUUAUUCCCAACCGAAAACAAGCUUCAGGGAAUUUUCACUUUGAACAAAGAACCUGAAUCUACUUCUAUUUUAAGUGGACCUUCAAUUAGUUCAGACAAAUCUGAUUAUAUUAAAUUGGCUGUGGUAGGUGCUCAUUUAAAAGGGUUACCAUUACAUUGGCAGUUAGAGAAGGUUAAUGCAACAUUUAUUUCCAAGGCAAAGACCUCUAAAGAUUACAAGUUGUAUGCUUUACCCAGAAAUGGGCCAAUACUGAAACCUGGUUUGAGACGUGUCGCAAAAAAUACUCCAGGUACUUCAGCUAUCGCUUUGGAACUUUACGCUGUACCAACUGAAUUGUUUGGACAAUUUAUUUCAAUGGUUCCUGAGCCACUUGGAAUUGGUUCUGUUGAGCUCGAGAAUGGAGAGUGGGUUAAAUCAUUCAUUUGUGAGGAAUUUGGUUAUGAUGCCGAUGGAACUGUGGAUAUUACAUCGUAUGGUUGUUUUAAAACAUAUGUGGAUCAUUUGAAUAGAGAAGAAAUUAAUUUGGCUAAGCCAUUUGAAAGAGUAUUGAUUGCUAAUAGAGGUGAAAUAUCCGUGAGAAUUAUAAGCACUCUUAAGAAAUUAGGUAUUACAUCGAUCGCAAUUUAUUCUGACCCAGACAAAUACUCAAAGCAUGUUGAAGAAGCAGAUGUUUGUAUACCAUUACAUGGUUCUACGGCCAAUGAGACUUAUUUAGAUAUAGAGAAGGUUAUCAGAGCUGCUAAAGAAUCCAAUGCAGACGCAAUUAUCCCAGGGUAUGGGUUUUUAUCCGAAAAUGCUGAUUUUGCAGAUAGAUGUGAACAAGAAGGUAUAGUAUUCGUUGGACCUUCAGGAUCUAUUAUUAGGCAACUAGGUUUAAAACAUUCAGCUAGACAAAUUGCUGAAGAGGCAAGUGUUCCUUUAGUUCCUGGGUCUCCAUUAAUCUCAGAACUUGAUAAAGCUGUUGAAGUUGCUAGCGCUAUUGGUUAUCCUAUUAUGGUAAAGUCAACAGCUGGUGGAGGUGGUAUUGGUCUUAAAAGAGUUGAUUCCGAAGAUGAAUUAAAGAGUGUUUUUGCUACUGUACAACACCAAGGUAAAUCAUAUUUUGGAAAUUCAGGUGUUUUCCUGGAGAAAUUUAUUGAAAAUGCAAGACAUGUGGAAAUUCAAAUCAUGGGUGAUGGUCGCGGUAACGCAAUUGCUUUGGGUGAAAGAGAUUGUUCAUUGCAACGUCGUAAUCAGAAAGUGAUCGAAGAAACACCAGCUCCAAAUUUGUCAGAGAGAGUUAGGGAAGAUCUAAAAAAAGCUGCUGAGAGCCUUGCUUGUCAAUUGAAAUACAAAACAGCGGGUACGGUUGAAUUCAUAUAUGAUGAAAAAUCUGAAAGGUUCUAUUUCUUAGAGGUGAAUACAAGAUUACAAGUUGAACACCCGGUAACAGAAAUGGUGACUGGUUUGGAUUUAGUUGAAAUGAUGAUAAGAAUUGCAGCAAACGACCCACCUGAUUUUUCUAAAUUUAAGGUUAACUUAUCUGGUGCAUCAAUGGAGGCUCGGUUGUAUGCUGAAAAUCCAGUUAAAGACUUCAGACCUUCUCCUGGGCAAAUUGUGGAUGUUGAGUUUCCUAAAUGGGCAAGAGUUGAUACCUGGGUGGAAAAGGGAACUACUGUCUCUUCUGAAUAUGAUCCUUUAAUUGCAAAAAUAAUAGUCCAUGGUAAAGAUCGUUCUGAAGCGUUAAGAAAAUUGAAUACAGCUCUACAAGAGACUAAAGUUUACGGUAAUGUUACCAAUAUUGGAUAUUUAAGGUCAAUUGCUGCGUCAUCCAUGUUUCAGAAUGUCGACUUCUGUACAAGCACGCUGAAUUCUUAUACAUAUGAUUCUGGUUCUUUUGAAAUUAUUUUACCUGGUGCUCAUACUUCUAUUCAAGAUUACCCUGGUAGAAAGGGUUAUUGGAGAAUCGGUGUUCCUCCUUCUGGCCCAAUGGAUAAUUACUCUUUCAGAUUAGCAAACCGUAUUGUUGGUAAUAAUCAAGAUGAAGCUGGUAUAGAAAUAACGCUAAUUGGACCGACAAUACAGUUUAAUACAGAGACUACGAUUGCUAUUACAGGUGGUUCUUGUAAGCCUAAACUUAAUAAUGGGGAUAUUGAACAAUUCAAACCGAUUAUCGUCAAGCCGGGUGAUAGGUUGGUUAUCGGUAAGUUACAGAGUGGUUGUAGAUCAUAUUUGGCUAUUAGAGGUUCAAUAGAUGUUCCAAAGUAUUUGGGUUCUAAAUCUACUUUUACAUUAGGCGAAUUUGGUGGUAAUAACGGAAGAGUUUUGAAAACUGGUGAUGUCUUAUUUCUACAACCAUCUAACCCAUUAUGCGAUGCUGAAGCUUCUCCUAUAUCUUUAAUUCCAGAAAUCAACACAAAGAAUUGGACUAUCGGUGUUACUUGUGGACCACAUGGUUCACCAGAUAUUUUUAAAGAAGAAUUUAUUAGAGAGUUCUUUACUGAUAAGUGGGAAGUACAUUAUAAUUCUAAUAGAUUUGGUGUCAGAUUAAUUGGGCCAAAACCCAAAUGGGCUAGAACUGACGGUGGUGAAGGUGGUUUACAUCCAUCUAAUGCUCAUGAUUACGUUUAUUCCUUAGGUGCAAUUAAUUUUACUGGUGACGAACCUGUUAUUGUCACAUGUGAUGGGCCAUCUUUAGGUGGUUUUGUAUGUGGAGCUGUUAUUCCAGAAGGUGAACUGUGGAAGGUUGGCCAGGUAAAACAAGGUGAUCAGAUUCAGUUUGUGCCAAUAUCAUAUGAUUCUGCUAGAAGUAUUCAAAAUUCCCAAGAUGCCGCUAUACAAGAAUUUAAGGGUGGUCUAUUAGAAACCCUGAACGAAGAUCUAAUUUUAUCAACCCACGAAAAUCCUGUGUUACAGGUUGUAGAAGGUGAAUCUGUUACAAAACCUAAGGUUACUUAUAGACAAGCAGGUGAUAGAUACAUUUUGGUUGAAUAUGGUGAAAUAAAUAUGGAUUUGAAUUUAUCCUAUAGAAUCCAUUCACUAAUUAAAUUAGUUGAGAAAUAUAAAACUGUCGGUAUAAUUGAAAUGUCACAAGGUGUCAGAUCCGUUCUAAUUGAAUUUGAUGGUAACAAACUGUCACAACAAUCACUCCUAGAAAUAUUACUAGCUUAUGAAGAUGAAAUAUACUUUGAUACAGACUGGAAGGUUGAAUCCAAGAUUUUUAAAUUACCAGUAACAUUUGAAGAUUCAAAGACACUUGAGUGUGUGACAAGAUAUAAAGAAACUAUUAGAUCUAAUGCUCCAUGGUUACCAAAUAAUGUAGAUUUUAUUGCAGGUGUUAAUAAUAUUGAUCGUAAAGAUGUGCAUGAUAUGGUAUUCGCAGCAAAAUUUAUGGUAUUAGGUUUAGGUGACGUGUUUUUAGGAUCGCCAUGUGCAGUCCCACUUGACCCAAGACACAGGUUCCUUGGAAGUAAAUAUAAUCCAUCCAGAAGUUAUACUGAGAAAGGUUUGGUAGGUCUUGGUGGUAUGUAUAUGUGUAUUUACGCAGCUUCAAGUCCUGGUGGUUAUCAAUUAGUCGGUAGAACUAUCCCUAUAUGGGACAAGUUAUCGUUAGAGGAACAUUCAUCCCAUCCAUGGUUACUUUCUCCUUUCGAUCAAAUUGAAUUUUAUGAAGUUGAUGAAGCUAAAUUAGACAACGAUACUCGUGAUUGGGACAAUGGUAAAUUUGAUGUACAACUGGAAGAGACAUUAUUUGAUCAUGGUGAAUAUUUAAAAUGGAUUAAAGAAAAUGAAGAUUCUAUUCGCCAAUUUCAACGAAGUCAAGAUUCUGGUCUGAAAGAAAAGUUUCUCAAACUAAUUGAAGGGUCUGAUAUUGAAGUUAAAAGAUCUGGAGAUAAGAAAAUAACCCCACUCGAAGAAUUUCCUGAAAACACACAAUUGGUAUACUCUGAAUUUGCUGGUCGUUUCUGGAAAAAUGUAGUGUCUUCUGGUGAUUAUGUUAAGGAAGGUGAAGCCUUGAUUAUUAUUGAAGCAAUGAAAACAGAAAUGAUUGUCGCUGCAACUACUGCUGGUAAGGUCUUAAGGGUUUUACAUGAAAACGGUGACAUUGUCAAUUCUGGAGAUCCAGUUGCAGUCAUCGAAUCCUGUUAA